AUGGCAGAACUCAACCCCAUACCAACCCAUUUCGCCCUACUCAUCGGCGUCAACUCCGACAGCAAACAACCGUUGAAAGGAUGCGUGCGGGAUGUCCGUGAGAUCGCCCGGUCCCUGGAUAGAUAUCUCGACAGUGUACAUAUUCAGCUCUUCACUGCAGAGGAUGAGAGUGCUCAUACAACGUCGUCGGGAGACAUUGGUAUUCCUGAGAUUUUGGCGACGUACUCCAACGUAAAGGCGGGGUUGGAGAAGAUGUCGUCAUUAGCUAAAUGUGGCACCCAUGUAUACAUCCACUACUCGGGCCACGGUGUCCGCCGGGAGGCAGCCAGCAAAGACUACUCGUCCAGGAUGACUGGAGACUUGGCGUUGAAUGUUCUAGAAGACUCAGGGGGCAAUUGCACUCAGCCUUUUCUAGGGUUGGACUUAGCUCAUAUCAUGAAUACGAUGGUGAGCAACGACGUGACAGUAACGCUCGUAUUGGAUUGUUGCUUCUCGGGCAGUGUGCUGAGAAAGCAGCGGGCUUCAGAUCAGCUCUCGCUACGGUAUCGCGAGCACGACCCCGAGGCCUUUGAUCUUCCCUCCUCAUCUUCGACUGGCGACGGGAUGGAAAUCGAGGACUUCAAGAGGCCUUAUGACGAAGAUUACCGCGAUGCAUCUAUGCUUGACAACUGGCUUAUCAACCCGGAUGGCUAUACUGUUCUUACUGCUUGCGGACCUCAUGAAAUUGCCGAGGAGCUCAACUUUCCUGGACAGUCGUACAAGCACGGGGCAUUAUCUUACUUCAUCCUACGAGCAAUAGAGAAACUGGGCGGCCUUGGAGGAAAGCAUGCGCAUAUCUAUCCCUACUUGAGUUCAAUGUUUCGUCAACUCCACCCAAAACAGAAUCCCAUGUGGUACGGAAAUGCAGAUCUAUGCUUCUUUGGUACUGAAGCUCUCAACCCGACACUUACUGGUACUCCUUUUGCUGCCAUCUGGAAAAAAGAUCAAUUGCAGCUCCAAGGAGGUCAAGCGCAUGGCGUAUGUGAAGGUGACCAGUUCGCUAUAUAUACCAUUGCAGCAGGGCGGCCAUUGGUAACUGGAACGGCCACCCAUGUCAGACCCUUGACAUCCGACGUAGAGGUAUCUCAUCCCGAGAGGAUCCGUGGCGAGAAGGGCUUGAUAGCAAAGGCCCUCACUCGCCUGUCACUGCGAAAGUAUCCAAUUCAGCUGAAUCUGAACCCUUCCUGCCUCGAGGAUUGGCAGCUUAUCGUAGCGAGGCGCGAGAAUCUCGUCUUUGAAGACAAGGCGCAUCCUUUCGCGUUUCACAUAUCUUUGGACGAAGGCACAAAAACCUAUCGAAUCCGGGACAAUUCCGGCCGCGAAAAAGGAUACUCGACAGAACACACAAGAGAGGAAACGAUGAUGACGGACCCCAGCCGCGUCCUUGAUAUUGCGGAGCGGCUAGCUAAGUAUAAAAUGGUCAAGGAUCUGGCUAAUGAUGUGGCCGACAUUCCUCUGGAGGGGCAAUAUCGUGUUGUUGUUCGUGAUUCGGCAGGCACGACAUUUCAGGCGGGGAGUAUUGUUGAUGCCCAAGAGCGAGACAUCUUACACUUGGUUGUGACUAAUCGCGGAACAGCCGCUCUUUAUGUCCACGUCCUUAACCUAACUCCCCUUGGCCAGGUGCAGAGCAUACUAAAAGCGAGCUAUGCCGUAGUUCCUCCUGAGGAUCGCGAAGAGGGGUUGACAGGCGAAUGGACUCACAAAGUCCGGACCAAGGUUCCGCCAGCGCUCGUAGGAAAAGGCGUCUCGGUGUACGAAGAUAUCGUCAAAAUUCUCAUCACCAAUCAGCCAACGUCUUUUGCGUCGCUGGAGAUGCAAGAGCUCUACGACUCGCAUGAUCGCGGCGCGGUUGAGCCAGGUGACAGGGGGCAGGGACCGCGUUUAGAAACGGAGGAUUGGAUUUCUUUAAAUUUUAACAUCCGCACUCAUAGCAAUGGUCACAUAUAA
Molecule: messenger RNA, 1986 nt
Organism: Annulohypoxylon truncatum
Lineage: Eukaryota; Fungi; Ascomycota; Sordariomycetes; Xylariales; Hypoxylaceae
Product: caspase domain-containing protein
Exons: 1
Coding region: 1-1986 (661 amino acids)
Biological process (GO): proteolysis
Molecular function (GO): cysteine-type endopeptidase activity
Source: RefSeq, a predicted model, not a curated record